This is a messenger RNA of Cokeromyces recurvatus, 969 nucleotides long. RefSeq lists its product as uncharacterized. The record is from RefSeq and is a predicted model, not a curated record. The transcript has 5 exons. Lineage: Eukaryota; Fungi; Mucoromycota; Mucoromycetes; Mucorales; Mucoraceae. The coding region runs from base 184 to 849 and encodes 221 amino acids.
CUGCUUUACUCUGCUCUACUCUACUCUGCUCCACUCUGCUCUACUCUACUCUGCUCCACUCUGCUCUACUCUAUUUAGAUCCCUUGGAGUAUAAAUGCGAAUGAUAUUAAACAAACAUUUCAACAAAAUAUUCAUAUUCAAGUACCAAAUGAAACUGAACUACCACAAUGUAUACAUAUCUUAAUGGAUGUAAAAACAGGUAAAACGUUAGGUACUGCUUAUGCUGAAUUAAUCAUUCGUGAUCAAGAAAACUUGAAAUCUAUAUUGGCUAAUCUUUGCUUUGCCUCUGUACAAGGUAGACGUAUUCGUUUCAUCCAUAGUUCUUAUGAUGAACUCUGUAAUGAUCUCUUUUCUUCUUGGGCUGGUGAAUUUAAAAAUGGUAUAGCUAUUCCCUUUUCAUUAGAUACCAUGAAUGAGCAACAAAGGAAUUCUCAAUUCUUUAUUGGUCAAAAGGAUUUACAAAAUUUAUUAAAUGUUUGUAGAAAUUAUAAGAUGUGUUAUAAUCGUAAAUGUGCUGAAAGAUCAUUUGAAUAUCUGAUUUCUAUUAUUAUGAAUAUUCCAUGGAAACAACCAAAGGCUGUAACUAGAAUACAAAGAGACAUUAUAUAUGAAUGUUAUAAACUUGUUGCAGAGGCCUUACGUGGUCAUGUAAAUCGAAAAUUUCAUCCAUUUGAGGACUAUCUGUUGCCGCGUUUAGUACGAGCAGCUAUAUUAUGUGAUGGUUUUACUGUUAAACAGAAGAAUGGUAUCUUGAAUAAUGCCAAUUUAUCUUGUCCUAAAGACUUGGAAGUUUAUUUACAAGAACCCAUUAUUUUAAAUGAUGUUGAAUUCAAAACUUUAAUUCGUUAAUAUUUAUUUAUUUUUAUAUAUUAUGGAACAAUGGCUUAAAUUAGAAGAAUACACAUGUAUUACUCAAAUCAAUAAAUUCUUUAUUCAUAUCAGUUGUUAUCAUAUUGAAAAAAAAAAAAA